This is a messenger RNA of Raphanus sativus (radish), 1786 nucleotides long. Its product is annotated as cyclin-A2-2. Gene Ontology annotation, biological process: regulation of cyclin-dependent protein serine/threonine kinase activity; mitotic cell cycle phase transition. The record is from RefSeq and is a predicted model, not a curated record. Gene Ontology annotation, cellular component: cytoplasm; nucleus; cyclin-dependent protein kinase holoenzyme complex. The transcript has 13 exons. Gene Ontology annotation, molecular function: cyclin-dependent protein serine/threonine kinase regulator activity. NCBI's taxonomy places the organism in Eukaryota, Viridiplantae, Streptophyta, Magnoliopsida, Brassicales, Brassicaceae. Bases 164 to 1471 code for a protein of 435 amino acids.
GUCUCCCAAUUUCAUUCCUCACUCUCUCUCUCUGGAGCGUUCUCUAUUUUAUUUAAGUGAGCUUCUCUAGACCGCCAUCGCCGGAAAAAUCAUAAUCCGAUUAACAUUUAGACCAAAAAAAAAAAUCAUAAUCCGACUACCUGAGCUCAGGUUCGGCUAAAUUAUGGAUUGCUCUUCUUCGAUGCAUCCAAAUGCAAACAAAGAAAACGUCUCUACUUCAGAUGUUCAGGGGAGUUUUGGCCGCAUUACAAGAUCACGAGCUAAAAAGGCCUUGGGAGGAGGAGUAUCUAUCCCUCCAACAAAACCUUCUUUUAAACAGCAAAAGAAGCGUUCAGUACUUCAGGAUGUGAGUAAUACCUCCGCAGGAAAUAUAUAUUCUGACCUCCUAGGUGGAGGGAACAUCAAGGUUACCAGAAAGAGUCUAAAACAGUGUACAAAGGCAGCAAAGGAAGGUGCUGAUGUUGCCAUGGAAAUUCUGGAUGAUAUGCAUACAGAAAAAUCAAAACUAGCAGAAGAUCUGUCCAAGUUCAGGAUGGUGGAAUCCCAAAAUGCUUCUCUUUCUAUCUCUAAAGACGAACAAAUUACUGAGCAACAAGAAGACGGAUCUGGUGUAAUGGAUUUUCGUCAAGUUGUAGAUAUCGAUUCCAACUAUGAAGAUCCUCAGUGUUGCAGCUUGUAUGCUGCUGAUAUAUACGACAACAUACAUGUUGCAGAGCUUCAACCACGACCCUUGGCUAAUUAUAUGGAGCUUGUGCAGCGAGAUAUUGACCCAGCCAUGAGAAGGAUUCUGAUUGACUGGCUUGUAGAGGUUUCUGAAGACUACAAGCUGGUUCCAGAUACGCUUUACCUUACAGUUAAUCUUAUUGAUCGGUUUCUGUCCAACAGUUGCAUUGAAAGGCAUAGACUCCAGCUCCUUGGUGUCGCUUGCAUGCUUAUAGCUGCAAAAUACGAAGAGGUUUGCGCACCACCGGUGGAGGAGUUUUGCUUCAUUACGGCCAACACAUAUACGAGACCAGAAGUGCUGAGCAUGGAGAUUCAAGUUCUGAAUUAUGUGCACUUUAAAUUAUCGGUUCCGACCACCAAAACCUUUCUGAGGCGGUUCAUUAGAGCAGCUCAAGCUUCUUACAAGUCGCCUCUCAUCGAAAUGGAGUUUUUAGCAAACUAUCUCGCUGAGCUGACACUUGUGGAAUAUACUUUCCUAAAGUUCCUGCCAUCACUAGUUGCUGCUUCAGCUGUUUUCCUAGCCAGAUGGACACUCGACCAAACUGAAGAUCCUUGGAACUCUACUCUGCAGCACUACACAAGAUAUGAGGUAGCCGAUCUGAAAACCGCAGUACUCGCAAUGGAGGAUUUGCAGCUCAACACCAAUGGCUGUACCCUCAUUACCACCCGUGCAAAAUACAACCAACCAAAGUUUAAGAGCGUGGCAAAGCUGGCAUCUCCCAAACGAGUCUCACCGCUUUUCUCAUGAUGAAACUGAAGCACUGCGUUCUUCUUAUUAAACCAUCAGAAACCAAAGCAAUAACCAAGCCCGGUGGUGAUCAAUUCCUAGUUUCAGACAUUGGAUUUAAAUGGUCUCUCCCUUUCACCAUUCAUUUCCCAGUGUUUGUUUCUGCUCAAGUUUUGUCUCUCUGUUUUUCUGUAGCUAUCGUGUGGCACUAGUUAAGGAAUUUUGUUAUUUCAUUUCUACAUCUGUUCACCACCUUGCAAUAUUUGUACUUAAAAGCUCUUGUAAAACGAAUAGAGACAAAAGUAAAAAUAAUAUAUGAUUCAUGUCUCAUGGCUA